Messenger RNA from Tetrahymena thermophila SB210, 414 nucleotides. RefSeq lists its product as hypothetical. The record is from RefSeq and is a predicted model, not a curated record. Lineage: Eukaryota; Ciliophora; Oligohymenophorea; Hymenostomatida; Tetrahymenidae. The transcript has a single exon.
AUGCGAUAUCAGAAAAUAGUCCCAUUAGGAAUUUUAUGGCUCAAAUUAAAUCUUUGUAUUGUUUAGAAUUAAUAAUCUAAGAGGUUGAAAUUUAAUUAAGAGUAAAUUGAAACUCUAUCACUUUUUCAUUCAAGUCUUAUUUUGAAAUACAUGUUAUUUCUUAUUCGAGUGUGCUUUAUUUAUGAAUCGGUUUAAAAUAAAUAUAUAUAGAAUGUCAGUCUAAAGGAAACAAUUAAGUAAUAGAAAAAGCUAAGUAAGUAGUAAAUCUACCUAAGGUAAUGCUGUAAGAUUCAAAUAUUUUUUGUUCUAUAAAAAAUUUUAAGUCAACACAGUUUCAACAAGUAAAAGAAAUUAAUGAAAAUAAUUGUAAUAAUGUAAGCAGAGGAAAAGUAAAUUUAUUUACCAGAUAAUUGA